This is a messenger RNA of Nerophis ophidion (straightnose pipefish), 2646 nucleotides long. RefSeq names its product selenoprotein N (gene selenon). Gene Ontology annotation, cellular component: endoplasmic reticulum membrane. The record is from RefSeq and is a predicted model, not a curated record. Gene Ontology annotation, biological process: skeletal muscle fiber development; calcium ion homeostasis. NCBI's taxonomy places the organism in Eukaryota, Metazoa, Chordata, Actinopteri, Syngnathiformes, Syngnathidae. The transcript has 12 exons.
UGGCUCACUUGACAUGUUCACCGAAACUUCCCGUAGAUGCGCCGCUAAUUAGCUUGCGGUCGCCUGGGUAUUGGGGACGGAACAGCCGGAAAAGGACGCUCUUCUCCGCCGUCUAAGACGGAACAACAGCCGGUAGUUAACACGCAUAUAAACAGCCUAACCUCGACGUGAGACAAAGAAUGUGCCAGCUUUCUUUUUUGGAAGAGUAUGUCUCCGUGUAAAUAGAGGCGACGCGGAGGUCGAGGAUGGCGGCAGACGUGGACAAAACGAUCCGCAACGAGGUGCGCUCUGAUGGGCAAAACAGACCGCAGCGUCGGUGCUCUGGAUCCUGGAGGUCCACACGGAUGUGUACUCUGCUCCUGGUUCUUGCAGUUCCCAUUCUGGCUUGGGGGAUCAAGUAUUAUCAAGAUGCACAGCUCCUGAAGCGACAUGAGGAGAGCAUUCGAACCCUGGGUCCUGAGGGGCUUUUUCUUUUCUCCUCCUUGGACGCCAACCAUGAUCUCUAUCUCAGCCCAGAGGAGUUUAAACCAAUUGUGGAGAAACUCACAGGGAUUAUUCCUCCGGGCGACAUUGAGGAGGACGUGAUUGAAGACCCCAAUGGAGAGGCGUUAACAUUAGAGGCUAAAAUGAAGCCUCUGCUUCUGGACUCUAUGACAAAAAGCAAGGAUGGCUUCCUCGGGGUUUCUCACAGCUGCCUGAGUGGUCUGCGCUCAUGGAAGAGUCCAACCGUCCCUAAUUCAUCCUUCUUCGCCAGCCAGUUCAGGGUCUUUCUCCCCCCUAAAGGCAAGACGGAGGUUGGAGACACGUGGUGGGUGAUCCCCAGUGAGCUUAACAUCUUUACUGGGUACCUGCCCAACAAUCGCUACCACCCUCCCACACCAAAGGGCAAAGAGGUUCUCAUCCACUCGCUGCUGAGUAUGUUUCACCCUCGACCAUUCAUCAAGUCUCGCUUUGCACCUCAGGGCACUGUUGCAUGCAUACGUGCCAGCAACGACUUUUAUUAUGACAUUGUAUUCAGGAUUCACGCAGAGUUCCAGCUCAAUGAUGUGCCAAACUUUCCCUUUUGGUUCACGCCGGGCCAAUUCACCGGCAACGUCGUGAUCGCUAAGGACGCAUCUCACGUGCGACAUUUCCACCUUUACGUCCCGAGUGAUAGGUCUCUAAAUGUGGACAUGGAGUGGUUGUAUGGUGCCAGUGAGAGCAGCAACAUGGAGGUGGACAUUGGGUACCUACCGCAGCUGGAGCUGCAGUCCUCUGGCCCAUCCACCCCCUCCGUCAUCGUGGACGAGGAGGGUAACGUCAUCGACAGCCGAGGCGGCGACACCGAACCUAUCCAGUUUGUUUUUGAGGACAUUAACUGGACAACAGAGAUCAAUCGUCAAGAAACCACCCGCCGCCUGGAGGUCACCCUUUACCCCUUCAAGAAGGUGUCCUACUUGCCUUUUUCUGAGGCCUUCCAGCGAGCCGAGGCAGAGAAAAAGCUGGUGCAUUCCAUUUUGCUUUGGGGAGCAUUAGAUGACCAGUCCUGCUGAGGUUCCGGGCGAACUCUCCGGGAGACUGUUCUGGAAAGUUCGCCCGUGCUGGCUCUGCUCAACCAAAGCUUUGUGAGCAGCUGGUCUCUGGUCAGAGAGCUGGAGAACAUGCAGGAUGAUGAGCACAGCCCCACACUGAGUGAAAGGGCUCGCUUGCACCUAGAGAAGUACACGUUCCCUGUGGAGAUGAUGGUCGCACUGCCGAAUGGAACCAUAGUCCAUCACAUUAAUGCUAAUUUCUUCCUGGACCAAACGGCCAUGAAGCCUGAACAGGAAGGAGAGGGAAACACUUUCAGCUUCUCUGGAGGGUUUGAAGAUCCCUCCACCUCCACUUACAUCAGCUUUUUGAAAGAGGGACUGGAGAGGGCCAAGCAGUACAUGGCAGAGUAGUGUGCGUGUGUACGUGCGGUCAUUCCUGUGAUAAGUGAACUGAGUGAAUCUUCCAAAAUGUAAGCGGUGACAUAUUAAGCGCUGCUAUUAUCAUAAAAGCACACAGAACCGAGGAGUGUUGACCUUUUGCCAUGUUUGCUAAUGUGUCACCCAGUGGCAGCGUAGCCUCCCUCCUAGGCGUUUCUCAGCCGUUUGUGACGGUUCUGCCUGAAAGCUCUUCUCGGGCCGGGCAGCGCCUGAUGAUUGACGCUGACGAGGCGUCCUGGAGGAAAUGCCCGCUUAAGUCCAGCCUCUCGGGGACAGAAGCAGCAGGAAAUGUCUUUUUUAAUCAGUUGGCGGCGCACAAAGUUAAACAUCGACCAUGAAUGGAGUUAAUUAGAGGAAAUUCACUACGCCAAAAAUGACUUCCUACAGUUUGUAACUCAUUUUGACUGCGGAGCGCAAAAAGUUGCCUGCUUCAAAAAGCAAACAUGUAGCUGUUAAUUACACCGAAGUUAUUGCUCUUUUUCUUCCGGUCACAAAAAACUGCAACCUGUGACUGUUUUUAUUUGGAUAAUUUGAAAUGAAACACUGUGAUUCUGUAUUUCUUUUGUUUUACAGGACACAAUUUUUUUUUUUUUUACACGCCAAUAACCUGUGAAGUAGCACUGUUUUGUGUAAUCAUAUCACACAGAGCGAAUAUUUAUCUAAAAAUAUAUAUUUUUGUGCUUGUAGUCAUUUUGAA